CGAGAAAUAGUUUGCGACAAAAUCCUGUUACUCUUGUCACUGAUAUCUAGAGGUGCUCCAAUUCUUAGUGAGGAGGAGCCGCGAGUUUUGUCGCAUGGUUUCGUAUGAAAAUUGUUCGUAAAGGAUCAUAGGCUUGGUUGAGCAAUUUGCUAAUACUCAUGCUUUUGUAGCAUUUAUUGGGGUUCUCGAAAACAACCGAACUCUUACUUAAAGGCUUCAGUAAAUGUCAUAGCGACAUUCGAGUGGAAUUGCUAAGUCGAGGUAGUCGACAUGGUUUGAGCAUUGCUUCUUACUUAACGGAACAAGCAUGUAGCCUUGACAAUGUAUCUAUCCAAUCAUAUAGGGAUACUGCACCCAUUAGAUUGCUGCUUGUAUACACAUCUGUUAUGAACACAAUUCCCUACUUUCAAAACAUGCAGCAUCGAUUGGGCCCUGAGACACAGAUUCUGUUACUUAAUCAAGGUGUCUCGGGAACUGUAAACUGUUACAACAUCUUAAGGCGCAAAGGAUUAAGGUCGCAGUUGUUUAUGGGUAAUCUGGAAUUCCCAAGACACGCUGAAGAAACAAGGCAGACGAAUUGUCUUGUUUCCAUAAAACUGGCUCGUUUAAAAGACUCUGAGAACAGUUCACAUUUAUCUCAUACAGUCGAUACUUUGAACAUGCUCGAAACGGACCUAAUAUCUGUUGACAAAAAAGAGCUCUCCCUUCUACUUAAAGACCAACUAAUAUCCGCGUCAGCCAUAUACAUCCACAUGGCUCGAGAAAUCAUAGGAGCGGCCGUAAAUCAAGUCGAUGUCCUGACCUUUGCCAAAAGCAAAUUGGGUAUGAGCCUUGUCAAGGACUGGGAGGAACGAGUGAAGCAUACAGCCUUUUUCUUUCCGGCAGACACACUCGUACCGCUUCUUUAUGAACGGUUGAAGUGGCCUAAAGAGCGACUACUUGAAGCCAUUCGUGCCGACUGGAUAUCUCCAACGACAAAAUUGCAAAAGAAGCAUUUUACGGAGGUAAUGUUUUCUGUCUUUUCUAAUUGGAAAAAGUUAGAGGGGAUCAUGCCUAUUCUGUUGAGCAUGUACGCAACGGGUAAAGGCGGAAAUGUUCGGCACGACAUGUUUUAUUGAUAGGGACAGUACACUUUGAAUGACUGAUAUGUAAUCGUAUGUAUAAUUAUAACAUUUAUCAAGGCGCACCUGACAAAAUGGAGACUUUUAAUGGCAGUUGAGGACUCAUCGUUGGAAGUAGGAGAGAUGUCCUGAAGUUUUUGUUCAGACUUUUUCUUCAGUCCGUCACAAACACGUUGGCCAUACUGACUCCCCUUUAAAAUCGUUCUUCUUCUACAAAGAAAAGCUUAGUGUAAAAUUACUUUUGUCAUUUCCGCUUUUCGGAACUUCAAUAUCUCAUUUCCCAAUUUCCUUUCUCUAUAAAUGAUUUAUCAUAUUUUUCC
Schizosaccharomyces japonicus yFS275 is the source of this 1441-nucleotide messenger RNA. RefSeq lists its product as hypothetical. The transcript is spliced from 2 exons. The coding region runs from base 387 to 1118 and encodes 243 amino acids. The record is from RefSeq and is a predicted model, not a curated record. NCBI's taxonomy places the organism in Eukaryota, Fungi, Ascomycota, Schizosaccharomycetes, Schizosaccharomycetales, Schizosaccharomycetaceae.